Messenger RNA from Colossoma macropomum (tambaqui), 4690 nucleotides. It is a transcript of the gene myt1a, whose product is annotated as myelin transcription factor 1a. Lineage: Eukaryota; Metazoa; Chordata; Actinopteri; Characiformes; Serrasalmidae. Bases 19 to 3675 code for a protein of 1218 amino acids. The transcript has 23 exons. Gene Ontology annotation, biological process: regulation of transcription by RNA polymerase II. Gene Ontology annotation, cellular component: nucleus. Gene Ontology annotation, molecular function: RNA polymerase II cis-regulatory region sequence-specific DNA binding; zinc ion binding; DNA-binding transcription factor activity, RNA polymerase II-specific. The record is from RefSeq and is a predicted model, not a curated record.
AACACAGUCACAGCCAGGAUGAAGCUGUGCAAAGUCUUUCUGGAGAAUGAGUUCCAUGGGCAGCUGCUGAGCCAGAGGUGGACAAAAGGUGACCGAGUCAGCAGCUGGGAGAACAAGAGGAGCAAGAGAAUCAAAAUGAGCCAAGACACAGAAGAGAAGAGGACGCGGACUCGCUCAAAAGGCAUCAGAGUUCCUCUUGAGCUUGUGGGACAAGAAUACAGCUGUCCCACUCCUGGAUGUGAUGGUUUGGGUCAUGUCAGUGGAAAAUAUGCUCGACACAGAAGUGCACUGGGUUGCCCAUUGGCCAAGAAAAGGAAACUCCAAGAAGCAGAAGAGAACCAAGCAGCCGCUAAGAAGAAGCCCAACCCCCUGAAGCUGGCAAUGGACGAUGGGUUCAAUGCAGACAGUGACACAAACAGUGAGACUGAACCAAAGGAUGAUGCAGUGGAGUCUGAUGAAGAGACUACAGAAAAAGAGGAGGAGCCUAAGAAGAAGGAGGAGGAUACAGCAGAGCCUUUGGCAGUCGUUGCUCCUUCAGCGGAAGCCUCACAAGUUGAAGCUGAAGAUAAACCAGAAGAAGUCAAAAAUAUCCCGACUCCAGAGCCUGAAGAGGAACCGACAAAAGAGCAGAUAGAGGCUGAAGCCACACCCAUCCAACAAGUCACAAUGGAGACAGACAAUGCAGAGGGGCUUCAAGUUGCUGAGGAGAUCCAAGCAGGCGAGGAAGAGGAUGGAGAGGGUGCAGAAGAAGAGAUGACAGAAGAAGAGAGGAUGACUCAACAGCUAAAAGUGUCUGAUGAGCCCAUGCAGAUAGCAGAAGAAGACGAAGAAGAAGAUGGUGAAGACGAUGAGGAGCAGGAUGAGGAAGGCGAGAGCCAGUGCUCAAGUCAGAAAAACAAUUCGGACCACCAGUACUUCAGCGGAGACUUCAACAAAGUCCAGGCCAAAGAAGCUGAGGAGAAGACGAAUAAUCAGGAAGAUGAUGUAGAUGAGGAAGAAGAGGAAGAGGAGGAAGAAGAGGAGGAGGAGGCCCAAACGAAGCCUAACCACUCCCCUAUCGUCCCAGAAAACAGCUUUCCAACUCAGGUAUCAGAACCAGACGCCGUGAUCAAUAGCGAAAAACCAGACACUCUGCUAACUGAUGAGGAAGAAGAAGAGGAGGACGAAGACGAGGAAGAUGAAGAGGAAGCACCCAACAAAGCCUCACCCACAGUAGUCAUAGAGCUGCACUCUGAAGGUGAUGAUGAGGAGGAUGAAGAUGAAGAAGAGGAUGAAGGAGAGGAAGAAGUGGACGAAGCAGAAGAUGAAGAGAUGGACAGCGCGUCCCAUAGGUCAGAAGUCACAGACGAGUCCGAGACAUACGACAUGACGCGAGGGAACCUGGGGCUGCUGGAGCAGGCCAUCGCCCUGAAGGCCGAGCAGACUGGACGCAGCUCUGAGGAGAGCUGCUCUCCGGAGCUACAGAGCUACCACAGUCUGGAAGAGAAAAGUAGCAAACUGCCAGAUCAUGCAGCACGCAGGGGAUACUACAGUAAAGAAGGUUCCAGAUCAGAGAAGAAAGAAGUGAAAUGCCCCACCCCAGGAUGUGACGGGACAGGUCACGUGACUGGACUGUACCCUCACCACCGGAGCCUUUCUGGGUGCCCACAUAAGGACAGGGUCCCACCUGAAAUCUUGGCCAUGCAUGAGAACGUGCUGAAAUGUCCAACACCUGGGUGCAAUGGUCAAGGCCAUGUUAACAGCAACCGCAACACACACCGCAGUUUAUCUGGCUGCCCAAUCGCUGCAGCAGGAAAACACUCAAAGAGUUUUGAGAAGCAAGUUCAGGCCCAGGCUUCAGUCAGUGAGCAGUCUGUUGGAGGCUCUAAAUCAGACAGAGUACUCAGGCCCAUGUGUUUUGUGAAGCAGUUGGAGAUUCCUCAGUAUGGUAGCUACAGGCCUAAUGUGGUGCCAGCCACCCCUCGAGCCAACCUGGCGAAGGAGCUGGAGAAGUACUCCAAGGUGUCCUUUGACUAUGCAAGCUUCGACGUGCAGGUGUUUGGCAAGCGCAUGCUUGCCCCAAAGAUGCCCACCAGCGAAACCUCACCUAAAGCCUUCAAAUCAAAACCAUUUCCAAAAGCUUCCUCCCCAAGCCAGAGCUUAUCUGGAAGCUAUGCCAAGAGCAGCUCCUCCUCCACCUCCAGCGGAUAUGACUACUCCCAUGAUGCCGAGGCUGCUCACAUGGCCGCCACUGCCAUCCUCAACCUGUCCACGCGCUGCUGGGAGAGACCAGAGAACCUUAGCACCAAGCAUCAGGAACAGGCCAGCAAGGACAUGGAGAUUGAGGUUGAUGAGAACGGCACACUAGACCUCAGCAUGAAGAAACCCAAGAGGGAGGGUGUGAGGUCACCUGACCCUUCAUCAUCAUCCUCAUCAUUCUCACAACAGCACGGAGUCACCUCGCCUCACUCUGGCCACUCCUACAAGGUAGAGGAGUGGGAAGGGCCUCUCGAUUACACCAAGACGAGCCGACAGAAGGAGGAGGAGCCUGAGGAGGUGGAUUACACUGUACAGUCCCACACGUCCUCUGAUGGAGAAGAUGAUGAUGUCACGCAAGAGAGUCUGGAGGACAGGAAGUACCCUGGUGAGGUCACAACGUCCAGCUUCAAAGUCAAGCUCCCAUCCAAAGACGCCAAGAAAGAUCUCCUGAUAUGUCCCACCCCAGGAUGUGACGGCAGUGGUCACAUAACAGGGAACUAUGCAUCUCACCGCAGUCUCUCUGGAUGUCCUCUUGCUGAUAAAAGUCUUCGGACCCUCAUGGCUGCCCACACUGGUGAACUCAAAUGCCCCACGCCAGGCUGUGACGGAUCAGGACACAUCACUGGAAACUAUGCCUCACACAGAAGUUUGUCUGGAUGCCCUCGUGCCAAGAAGGGAGGAAUAAAAAUAACCCCCACCAAGGAUGACAAGGAAGAUUCAGAGCUGAUUAAGUGCCCAGUGCCUGGCUGUGAUAGUCUUGGUCAUAUAAGUGGGAAGUACGCCACCCAUCGCAGUGCCUACGGCUGCCCACUGGCCGCACGCAGACAGAAAGAGGGCCUGCUGAACGGCACACCUUUCUCCUGGAAGUCCUUCAAGUCAGAGGGUCCCACCUGCCCCACCCCGGGAUGUGACGGCUCAGGCCAUGCUAAUGGCAGCUUCCUCACGCACCGAAGCCUAUCAGGUUGUCCUCGAGCUUCUGCUAACAAGAAGAAAGCAAGGUUCCCUGGAGAUGACUACAUCAGCAAAAAAUUCAGAGCAAGUGAUGUUCUUGAUAAUGACGAAGACAUAAAGCAGCUGAACAAAGAGAUCUGUGAGCUCAACGAGUCGAAUUCAGAGAUGGAGGCAGACAUGGCCAACCUUCACACGCAGAUCUCAUCAAUGGAGAAGAACUUAAAGAGCAUGCAGGAGGAAAACAAACUCAUUGAAGAGAAAAAUGAGGCCCUGUUCAUUGAGCUGUCUGGCCUGAGCCAGGCGCUGAUCCGCAGCCUGGCCAACAUCCGUCUCCCUCAGAUGCAGGAGCCCAUCAGCGAGCAGAACUUCGAUACCUAUGUGGACACCCUGACCCACAUGUUCUCCAACAAGGAAUGCUACCAGAACCCGGAGAACCGAGCAUUGCUGGAAUCUAUCAACCAGGCCGUCAAAGGCAUCGAGGUGUAAAUACAGCAGCGGACAGUGAAAGCAAACAGACGGCUGGAAGGAGCAUGACAACCGCGAGACACUGUGGGUUGUAAAAACAGACCAACAAUACUUUACGUACUGUUUAAGGACAUCCAGGUUUUGUAUGUGACAGCCCUGAGGACGAGGAGCGCUGCGGAGUUUAGAGAAAAAGGACCAAAUUCAAAAAAUCCAGUUUUGCUGCUUUAACAUUUCAACAACAACCCAGAAAAAACCUACUGUGGCGCUUAGACACAGUCUGUAUUCUUCUGGGUUAUUUUUGGACAUCGCCUCUUAUUAGCAAACCGCUCGCACCUGUCCCGAUCUGCCUUUCUUACUCUUCUCAGCGAAACGGAGGUUGUCAUGAACAAGCUGUGAGAUUGGUGUGCGUGUGUUUGUAUGUAUAUGUGUGUGUGUUUGACAUUUAAUGUCCAAUGGUACUUUCAGAAUUCCUGGCGUCCCCUUUAUGAGUCAUGAUUAGGAAGCAGCACUGCUGUUGUUUGUACCCUGUAUGAUGAUGUUGUCUCAUAUUUGGUGAAAAAAAAAUUGUUCGGGUCCCAUUUAGAAAUGCUCAUAGUAUUUGAGAACAUAGAUAUUGCACUUCCAUUAAUAGGUUGUAGUUCCAUUAUCAUAUUAUUAUUAUUGUUAUUAUAAUUAUGACUAUUUAAAUUCUUGAUAUGUAAGUUUACUUUAUUUAUUCAUGUUUGGGUGUUUAUUUUUAUUAUUAUUUUUUGGUUAUUUAUUCAUCGGUGUCUAUUUAUGAGCUUAUUUAUUUUACACAACAAAAAUUCUAUAAGCAGCUUUUUAACAGUCAAUAAAAUCAGAAUAGUUGCCCUCUGUGUUGAGAAAGGAGGCAAUAUUUUAAAAAUAUCCACAGCAAGCGUUUUAUAAACCUUCCUAUUUAUUUUAAAGACGGGGAUUUUUAAAUCUCUUUUUUAAGUGCAAAUAUUUUCUAUCAAUUUUUAUAUUAUUUUCUAAUAUUCUCUUUAAUUUAAUGAGUUUUGUUGUCCAUAAAAGU